ACCCCAGCAGGCAUUUAUCGAAGCAGUGUGCGUAGCAGCUUUGUAACGAACUUUAAAACAACGGUUUUUCUUUUAUCGUUCUAGAUGUAAUAACAAUUGUCUACGCAAAGUGAAGUUUUUGUGGCCGUUUUCUGCUUCAACAAGUUUGAGUUUAAUGAAAAAUCUGUACCACAUCCUCACCCGUUACAACAGCUUCGAAAAUGAAGACGAUGCGCCAGAAAACUCCCAUCAAGGUGUUCCCAAAGGCAACGCCACUGUCAAGUCGUGGAAAUUCUGGCAACAGGUUGCCAAGCGAUCCAGUCCAGGUUUACUGCCGCGUCCGUCCGUUACCCUGCGAAUCCGAUCUGUCCUGUCUGCGGGUGGCCGCUCACAAUAUGGUCGUCUUAACACCGCCUGAAAUCGCAAUCAACUAUAAGAUUUCAAAUCUAAAAGAAACCCAGUAUCUGUUCCGGCAUGUUUUCGAACCGGCUGCGACGCAGCACGAACUGUACUGUACCGUUGCGCAACCGCUGGUCGAAGCACUAAUCAGGGGGAAAAAUGGGUUACUGUUUACUUACGGUGUAACCGGUAGUGGCAAAACAUACACAAUGACCGGGGACACACAGCACCGGGGUAUAAUGCCACGAUGUUUAGAUGCCCUGUUUCGAACCAUCUCCGAUUAUCAAGCGAAAAAGUUCAUUUUUAAACCGGACCGAUUGAACGGGUUCGAUAUCCUGUCCGAUGCGGACGCAAUGCUAGAACGGCAGGCCGAGUUGCAUUCCAAGCUGCAUCGGGUAAAGCGGAAGGACACGGAUCCGGAGAUAGCUUCGAAAGCAUCCGUGGAACCGUCCGAGGUCGAUGGAAUCGAUGAGGACAAUAUUUAUUCGGUUUUUAUUACGUACGUUGAGGUGUACAACAAUAGCGUUUAUGAUCUGUUGGAGGAGACGACUAUUCAAAAAACGCUUCAGAGCAAAAUGGUGCGAGAAGAUGGUAAUCACAACAUGUUUGUGCACGGCGUUACUGAGGUCGAGGUGAAAACGAUGGAUGAGGCACUGGAAGUGUUUCUCAUUGGUCAAAAGAGGAAACGUGUGGGUCACACGAUUCUGAAUGCGGAAUCUAGUCGAUCGCAUUCGGUUUUCACUAUCCGAUUGGUACAGGCUCCCGUCGAUAAUCAGGGUGAACACGUGAUGCAGGAUCGGAAGGCAAUUACAAUUAGCCAGCUGUCGCUGGUGGAUCUAGCGGGCAGUGAGCGCACCAACCGGACGGGCAAUACCGGACAAAGGUUGCGAGAGGCCGGUAACAUUAAUAACAGUUUGAUGACAUUGAGGACUUGCUUGGAGAUUUUGCGGGAAAAUCAAAUGACGGGAAGUUCCAAAAAGGUGCCGUACCGUGACUCGAAAAUUACCCAUCUGUUCAAGAACUACUUCGAUGGGGAGGGUCAGGUGCGGAUGGUUGUGUGCGUUAAUCCGAGAGCGGAGGAUUAUGAUGAAACCGCGCAGGUGAUGAAAUUCGCCGAAAUGACCCAGGACGUUCAGAUCGCCCGCCCAACGCCGGUUAAGAUUGAUGUCGGUUUGACACCCGGACGUCGCAAGGCGAACGAAAUCUAUAAGAUGGCUUUGAAGGACCUGGAAAAGCGACACCAGGACGCAGUAGAUAAGAUAGAGAUUGAUCUGGGAUUGGUUUACAGCCUGGGGCCCAACUUCCCGGAGAUGAAGAUGGAUGGACCGGAAUCGCAGGAACUCCUGCAAGAACUUAUAAAACUGCUUGAGCUGCGCAUCGCCAAACGGAAAGCGCUCUGUGAAGAUUUCGAUGCAAGGCAGGAUAGGUUCCGAAUGAAUCUGUUGAAGCUAGAGCGAGAAAAUGUGGCAUUGAAGGCGGAAAAUACUUCCAUCAAGGGUGUCUUAAGCUACAACCAGCAGAAAACAAAAGAGCUGGAGAAGAAAAUUGUCCAUUUCGAGGGCCUGGUUAACGAAUCUAAUCAGCGCAAUCGGGCUUUAGAGGAACAGUUGCGGGAAAUGGAGCUACAGGUUAGCCAGAAAACACAGAAACUGAAUCAACUGAAAGUCGAAAGUGAACGCCAGGCGAAAAAGUACAGCUCAAAAAUGGCUGUCGAAUCGAAAAUGAGUCGAGAACUGGAAUUGAAACUGCAGGAACAGAAGAACAAAUUGAAGGAGGAAAUGCGAGAGAAGGAUGAACGGUUACGGUUGGUUUCGGAAAUAAUCAAAGGCGAUACACCACUGAAGAAGGUGGGUCGAUCGAACAGUGUGGAUGAACUUGCGACACCGGUUAGCAGCAGGCCAGCUGGACCGAUUAGAGCGAAUGGAGUUGCACCGAUGCCACGAUCAGCUAGGGGAGUUGCUGUGGCGAAUCCGCGCCACCGUCGUUCUCGGUCUACCGGAGAGCGCUGGCUAGAGCAUAGAGCGGCAAAUCCCGUUCCUUUGGGAACGAUAUUCCAGCCCUACUAUAGUGAUCGAAAGUCGGUCACUAAAUUGAGUGACGCCCGGGACGUCACGAACGCAAAGGCCUCCAAGUAUUGUUUGAUUUCGCAGGAAGCUGACACCGAGGGCGAAGUUGAGACAAAGAUCUUCAAGGGAGAUGUUAUUCCCACCACGGGGGGAGGAGCCCAGGUGAUCUUCAAUGACGUCGAAUGUCUGAAGCAACAUUCUCCCACGAAGUCACCUAAUAGACGCAAACGAACCAGCAGUUCCGCUCCUGUCGCGAGUGCCCCUCCGCUGACGGAAAUACAAACCACAAGCUCAAAGUGUAGUACGGCGAUUGAGGGCCAUGGCGGAAGCGGCGGUAAAAAACCCAAACAUUGAUUUAUUCUGAUUUAAAAUGACUCAAAACACAAUCCAUGUAAAUAGUUCUUACAAAAUCAUUUAUUUUUUAGUUUUGUCUCUAAUCAGUAACAAGAAAGCAAGUUUUAAAAAUGAAAUAACAUGUCAUUCAACGAU
Messenger RNA from Wyeomyia smithii (pitcher-plant mosquito), 2933 nucleotides. RefSeq names its product kinesin-like protein KIF23 (gene pav). Gene Ontology annotation, cellular component: kinesin complex; nucleus; microtubule. Gene Ontology annotation, molecular function: microtubule motor activity; microtubule binding; ATP hydrolysis activity. The transcript has 5 exons. NCBI's taxonomy places the organism in Eukaryota, Metazoa, Arthropoda, Insecta, Diptera, Culicidae. The record is from RefSeq and is a predicted model, not a curated record. The coding region runs from base 201 to 2798 and encodes 865 amino acids. Gene Ontology annotation, biological process: microtubule-based movement.